UCUCAGUCCCGCUCCUGCCCGCUCCCGCAAAAAAUAUAUAUUAUUUUCUCCCGCUCCCGCCCGCAGUAUUGAAGUUUUGUCCUGCUCCCGCCCGCAAGAUCCCGCAGCCUGCAGAUGUCGCUCUGGUUCCAGCAGCAAUAUGAUGGGCCUCUUCUCUGUCCCAGAACACAUGAUACUGAAGCUGUGAAUGCCAUGAGCGAAGACAGCAGCUCCAAGGAGGAGGUGGACUCUGACCGCCUGGGCCUCGCCAGAAUGGUGGCAGCCAUCAGUAUGUUUCCUGCCAAAGAGCCGGACGCCAGUGACAACAUGUCCUGUGGGGUGGUGGACCUGGCUUGGAGACCACCUCAACCGCAGUACACUGGCAGAAGGAAGAUGUCUCUUCAGGAGCAAGGGACGUACCAACGAUUCCCUCGCAGGCCAACCAUAGAGUCCAAGCGAGUGUCCCUUUCAGAUGGCCAGGACUGUGUCCAGCUAAACCAAUACAAGCUGAAGAGUGAAAUUGGAAAGGGAUCCUAUGGGGUGGUAAAACUGGCAUACAAUCAAGAUGACGACAAUUAUUACGCUAUGAAAGCAGUCUCGAAAAAGAAGAUGAUGAGGCAGUGUGGAUUUUCUCGCCGCCCCCCCUCUAGAGGACCAGAGGGUUCCCAAGGACAGGAAACCAGGUUCCUUGGCCCACUUGAGAUGGUCUACCAGGAAAUUGCCAUAUUGAAGAAGCUGGACCAUUUGAAUGUUGUCAAACUGGUGGAGGUUCUUGAUGAUCCAGAAGAGGACAACCUUCAUAUGGCAUUUGAGUUAAUGCAGAGAGGGCCUGUAACAGAAGUACCAACAGACAGCCCACUGAGUGAGGAGCAAGCUCUCCUAUACUUCAGAGAUGUUGUCCUGGGCAUUGAGUACUUACACUUUCAGAAGAUCAUUCAUCGGGAUAUAAAACCUUCCAACCUGCUUCUUGGGGACGAUGGGCAUGUGAAGAUUGCAGAUUUUGGGGUCAGUAAUAAAUUUGAGGGCAGUGAUGCACAGCUGUCCAGCACAGCUGGGACACCAGCCUUCAUGGCCCCAGAGAUGCUGACUGACCAUGUGCAGAACUUCAGCGGGAAGGCACUUGAUGUAUGGGCUCUGGGAAUAACUCUGUACUGCUUUGUGUUUGGGAAGUGCCCGUUUAUAGAUGAGAACAUUCUGGUCCUGCACAAUCAGAUCAGGACCAAGCCUGUGGGUUUCCCAGACACGCCAGUUAUCAGUGGCAGUCUCAAGGGGUUGAUAUUAAGGAUGCUUAAUAAGGACCCAAAUAUGAGGAUUACAAUUCCUGAAAUCAAGCUGUACCCAUGGGUGACCAGAAAUGAAACAGAUCCCCUCCCGCUGGAGGAGGACCACUGCACCAUUGUGGAGGUGACGGAGGAGGAGGUGCAGAACUCUGUGAAGCUCAUCCCCAGCCUGUCUGCUAUGAUCUUGGUCAAAGCCAUGCUGAGGAAGCGUUCCUUCAGCAACCCCUACAAGAACCUUGGGAGAAGGAUGAGAUCCAUGUCUGCUCCCGGGAACCUGCUUGCAGACACACGACUGUUGCGUUCCUCCUCGAAACUCCAUCCCUCACUAAGAGCCAGCAGUGUGAACAGUGGUGGGAGCAGGGAGGGGGAGCUGGAGGAACUUCAAGAAGAUGAGCCCACAUCCUGAAGAUCUUCUCCUGUUCUCAAAGAUCUCCUCAUUUCUCAUCUCAUAUUUAAAUAUUGCAUAUUUAAGUAUAUUAACACUGCAUAAUGGUCUUGACAUUCUGUUACUAUAAUUUUUCAUACUCACUGA
Messenger RNA from Paramormyrops kingsleyae, 1791 nucleotides. It is a transcript of the gene camkk1b, whose product is annotated as calcium/calmodulin-dependent protein kinase kinase 1, alpha b. Gene Ontology annotation, molecular function: ATP binding; protein serine/threonine kinase activity. The record is from RefSeq and is a predicted model, not a curated record. Lineage: Eukaryota; Metazoa; Chordata; Actinopteri; Osteoglossiformes; Mormyridae. Gene Ontology annotation, biological process: protein phosphorylation; CAMKK-AMPK signaling cascade.